AUGGAGUACAUAAUUUCUUAUGAAAAACCUGAACAGCGGGACGGAGUGCGGCAAACUCGGGAAGGAGCUGCCGGAUCCCUCGGUCUGGAUGCCCCCCUCCGGGCUCGCUCGGGACCCCCGCGCAGUGAGGACCUUUGUCCGCGCCCGGCCACCGUCNCGCGGCCGGAGGAGGACUGGGAUUCUGCUCUGUUUGCUGAACUUGGCUGUUUCACAGACACCGAGGACCUGCACUUGGAAGCAGCAGAUGAAGCUUAUGAAAACAAUUUUGAUAACCUUGAUUUUGAUUUGGAUUUGAUGGCAUGGGAGACAGGCAUUUGGGACACCAACAGCCAGUUCUGUACAGUUAAAGAUAUUAAGUCAGAACCUCAGCCACUUUCUCCAGCCUCCUCCAGCUGUUCGGUGUUGUCUCCCCAGUUAGCGGACUCCUGUGCUUCCACUCAGCACGUUCCUGAGGAGCUGGAUUUAUCUUCCGCCUCCCAAAUGUCUCCCCUUUCCUUCUAUGGAGAAAGCACCAACAGUCCCUGCUCAGCCGAGCCACCGAAGGAAGACAAGCCCGUCACAGGUUCCAGGAGCAAAACCGAAAAUGGACUGACUCCAAAGAAAAAACUUCAGAUGAAUUCAAAACCUUCAAUUCAGCCCAAGCCUUUGUUGCUUCCAGCAGCACCCAAGACUCAAACAAACUCCAGCGUUCCUGCGAAAACCAUCAUUAUUCAGGCACUUCCCACACUGGUGCCGUUGGCCAAGCAGCAGCCGGUUAUCAGUAUACACCCUGCACCCACUAAAGGUCAGACUGUGGUGCUGUCUCAGCCUGCUGUGGUACAGCUGCAGGCGCCCGGAGUCCUGCCCUCUCCCCAGCCUGUCCUGGCAGUCGCCGGGGGAGCUGCACCGCUUGCUAAUCACGUGGUCAGUGUGGUACCAGCCUCUGUGGCCAGUAGCCCAGUGAAUGGAAAACUUUCUGUGGCUAAACCUGUCCUACAGAGUACUGUGAGAGCUGUGGGUUCUGAUGUGGCCGUGCUGAGGAGGCAGCAGCGGAUGAUCAAGAACCGGGAGUCGGCCUGCCAGUCCCGCAGGAAGAAGAAGGAGUACAUGCUGGGGCUGGAGGCGCGGCUGGAGGCCGCCCUGUCCGAGAACGAGAAGCUGAGGCAGGAGAACGGGUCGCUGAGGCGGCAGCUGGACCAGGUCGUGUCAGAGAACCAGAGGCUUAAGGUUCCCAGUCUGAAGCGAAGAGCCAUCUGUGUGAUGGUGCUGUUGGUGCUGGUUGUCUUGAACUUUGGACCCAUCAGCAUAUUGGAACAGGAUUCCAGGAGAAUGAAUCCUAGUGUGAACCCUGCAAAUCAAAGGAGGCAUCUUCUUGGAUUUUCUGCUAAGGAGGAGCAAGACCCACCUGACAGCAUCAUCAGGAAAGACAGCUACAGCUAUGACCAUUCUGUCUCCAACGACAAAGCCCUGAUGGUGUUGAGUGAGGAGCCAGUGCUCUACCUCCCGCCCCCGCCGUGCCAGCCGCUCAUCAACACCACGGAGUCCCUCAGGUUAAAUCACGAACUCCGAGGGUGGGUUCACAGACACCAAGUGGAAAGGACCAAGUCAAGAAGAACGACCGGCACUCAGCAGAAAACGCGCAUCCUUCAGGGUGCUCUGGAGCAGGGCUCCAGCUCUCAGCUCAUGGCUGUCCAGUACACAGAGACCACCAGCCUCAGCAGGAACUCGGGGAGUGAGCUCCAGGUGUACUACGCUUCCCCCAGAAGUUAUCAAGACUUCUUUGAUGCCAUCCGCAGAAGGGGAGACACGUUUUACGUCGUGUCAUUUAGAAGGGAUCACCUGCUGUUACCAGCGACCACCCAUAACAAGACCACGAGACCAAAGAUGUCCAUUGUGUUGCCAGCAGUAAACAUCAAUGAGAAUGUUAUCAAUGGGCAGGACUAUGAAGUGAUGAUGCAGAUCGACUGCCAGGUGAUGGACACCCGCAUCCUCCACAUCAAAAGCUCGUCUGUUCCACCCUACCUCCGAGACCAGCAGAGGAACCAGACCAGUACCUUCUUUGGGUCCCCACCCACAGCCACGGAGGCGGCCCGUGUGGUCAGCGCCAUCCCGGAGUCACUGCAGUAGCACUGGGCUGCAUGGGAAACCAACUGGGACCCUGCAGGCUGGGGAGGGGCGACGGGUGCUUCCUCCUGCCUUCCCGGUGGCACUGCCUUCCCAUGGUACCCAAGAACUGCCUCGUGAUCGCGUUUGGGGACAGAGAGAAAAGGAGCUGCUCAUGUAUGUGUCCGCCCAUCCCCUGGGAAUGCCUGGGAUUCAGACGCAGGCCGCCUUUCUCCUGGCCGCGUAGCCCUUUCCCUGCAGUGUGGCCUCAAGUAGACCCCACACUUUCCUGAGCUGCUUCUCCCGCUGUGUGUGUUGUGUUCAGUCUUCAUCUUUCACGUCAGAGCUGCUUCCCUCUCUGCCCUUUCAUGUGUCGACAGUUCGUCACUGCCCAGGUUCCUGACUAAUUCACCGCAAACCCACUGUGCACACUAUGCUCAUUGGAAACAGGUUUGAAAACCAGAACAGCCAGAUGCAUGCCCCAGAAGUCAGAACGUGCAGAGCCUCAGGGAAAAAGGGAAAGCCUAUCAGUGGCACUUGUCCGCACUCGCUGUCCACGGUUCACACCCCAGCCCACACACACUUGCCUGUUGGGGGCCUGGCGGGUAGCAAGUCUGAGAGAAUGAGGUGGAAGGAACGGGCCAGUUGUGGGUCCUGCUACACAUGCUUGGACACUGAGUGUCUGGCGUGACUGCUGCCUGCGGGCAGAGCCUCGCUCCCGUUUCUUCUGUGGACUGGAGGCCACUGAGUGUAGCACCCUUGGUGGGUCUUCUCCCUCAUGACUGGAGCUGAUGCCAGGACCUCAGAAUGGACCCCGCCCCCACCUGUCACACAGUGACACCUCCUCAGCUGAGGACAGGCGGGCAGGCGGCUUCAGAUGAAGCAAAUGAGAGCUUUGCUGCUUGAGAACUGAGGCGUUUUAUUCCCGAAGCCCAACUGUGCAGAUGGGCAGCCUGGGCUCCUGCUGGGGGUGCGUCCUGUCAGACGGCCAUCGUGUCAGCGCUCCAGCGAAAAGACAACAUUCUGUCCUCCACGGUCAGAGGGAAGAGCAGAACUAAAACUGCUGCCCUUAUUUCCCACUGGGGCUGCCCUGUUCCUAAGGCGGGUCUUCCUGCCUGUCCUCCUGCAGGCUCGCGUUUCCUCGUGGAACUCGCUCCACCAGCACUCUGCUCACCUCUUCUCCCUCGUCAGACCCUUCCCUCCCCUCCACACACUGUUCCCUCCCCUCCACACACUCUUCCCUCCUCCAUACUAUCAGUGCCCCUUUUCUAAGAGAUGGACAAAGAUUCUGAGUCCAGGAGAUACCAGCAGCUCGUGGGCUCUGUCUGGGAAUUGGCGAGGCUCUGACAUGCUGGGUGGGUGCCUCUGCCCAAGCAGGUGAGAUGUUUCCAAGGACUCGGUUUAACCCUGUGAGGGGAUGGGGCACUGCUGCUCUGCUGCCCGGGAAGCUGGCAUGUGACGCAUGGAAUCAGCUGUUCCCUUCCCAGUGCAGACCUUUGGGGUCCACGUGGCACCCCUCUGACCUGGUGUCCUGGGUGAUGUUCUGGCAGGGCUGUUCUCUCUGGGGCCACUCGCACUUCUAGUGGGUGCCUGUGCCUGGUCCUUCUUGUCCUGUGUCCUGUGAGCAGGCCGAGGGAGGGGCUGUAGCUGGGGCUCCCAGGCAGUGGCCGUGGUGGUGCAGACGUGCUGUGUGAGUGGUCGCAGGGCUCCUUCUGCACUGAACCACGUGGACGUCUCCCCCUCCCUCUCCUCCUUGGCUUUGACAUGAUCUAUCCACUCCCAGCACGUCCUGUGCCCGCUGACCUUUGCGUCAGAUGAGGCCGUCUUGCAGGGGGCGACGUGGGGUUCGGGUGGCAUCAGGACAAGGAGCGGGUUGGACAGGCUGUGCGGUGACGUCAGUGGGCUGGGAGCACGCACUUCUCAGGGC
This is a messenger RNA of Miniopterus natalensis, 4009 nucleotides long. RefSeq names its product activating transcription factor 6 (gene ATF6). The record is from RefSeq and is a predicted model, not a curated record. Lineage: Eukaryota; Metazoa; Chordata; Mammalia; Chiroptera; Miniopteridae. Gene Ontology annotation, biological process: regulation of transcription by RNA polymerase II; endoplasmic reticulum unfolded protein response. Gene Ontology annotation, molecular function: DNA-binding transcription factor activity, RNA polymerase II-specific; RNA polymerase II cis-regulatory region sequence-specific DNA binding. Gene Ontology annotation, cellular component: nucleus.